Molecule: messenger RNA, 898 nt
Organism: Mercurialis annua (annual mercury)
Lineage: Eukaryota; Viridiplantae; Streptophyta; Magnoliopsida; Malpighiales; Euphorbiaceae
Product: enoyl-CoA delta isomerase 2, peroxisomal-like
Exons: 1
Coding region: 80-802 (240 amino acids)
Biological process (GO): fatty acid beta-oxidation
Cellular component (GO): peroxisome
Molecular function (GO): delta(3)-delta(2)-enoyl-CoA isomerase activity; enoyl-CoA hydratase activity
Source: RefSeq, a predicted model, not a curated record
AAAUCUCCAGCCUUUUUUCACUUGGUACGCAUACCCAUAACAAGAAAAAAUCACCUGCAUCAUCACACACAUAACAAAAAUGUGCACCUUAUCAAAACAAGGCAACAUCUUCACUCUAACACUCACCGGCGACGAUGAUCACCGCCUGAAUCCAACUCUCAUCGCCGCCGUAAGCUCCGCUCUCCAAACAAUCAAAUCACAAGCCAAGCACGGCUCAGUCCUCAUCACUACAUCACACGGCAAGUUCUUCUCCAACGGUUUCGAUCUCGCCUGGGCCAAAAAAACCGCCGCCGAAACCGGCAGAUCCGCCAUGGACGGUCUCCGCGAGAUGGUGGCGUCUUUCAAACCAGUGACUGCACAGAUGAUCUCUCUACCUAUGCCGACCAUCGCCGUCGUACAAGGACACGCCGCCGCCGCCGGAUUUUUGUUCGCGCUGAGUCAUGAUUACGUGUACAUGAGGAGUGACAGAGGCGUGUUGUAUAUGAGUGAGGUUGACAUAGGGCUGCCGUUGCCGGAUUAUUUCUCGGCGGCGUUUAGAGAUAAGGUUUAUGACGUGGCUGCUCGGAGAGAUGUGCUGUUGCGAGGGGUGAAGGUUAAGGGAGAUGCGGCGGUGAAGAUGGGGAUUGUGGAUGCGGCGUAUGAUAGUGAGGAGAAGUUAACUGAGGCUACUGUGCGCUUGGCGCAGGAGCUGGGGAAUAAGAAAUGGGAUGGUUACUGUUAUCAGGAAAUAAGGAAGAGUUUGUAUCCGGAUUUGUGUGGCGUGCUUGGAUUGGUUGAAGGGAAACUUGUUGCUAAACUUUAGCUUAUACUUCAAGAAAUUUAAAUGUUAUAUCUGAUUUUCGUCUUUCAAAGUUCUCAAACUGGAAAUUUUAAUAAAUUAAUAAGUUGUUCUGUGUCA